Messenger RNA from Mollisia scopiformis, 630 nucleotides. RefSeq lists its product as uncharacterized. NCBI's taxonomy places the organism in Eukaryota, Fungi, Ascomycota, Leotiomycetes, Helotiales, Mollisiaceae. The coding region runs from base 1 to 630 and encodes 209 amino acids. The record is from RefSeq and is a predicted model, not a curated record. The transcript is spliced from 4 exons.
AUGUCGAAGAAGAACAAACACCUCUCACUCUCAAAAACACCAGCAACCCUCCAAACAUCAUCUGAAACCACCCCGACCGCAUGGUCCCACAAACCCUCCAACCUCACCAUAGCCUGGCUCCUCAUCAGCAUUCCCCUAGUAAUUUGGGACACAAUCUACGUCCUCUUCCGCCCGCUAACCAUGCCCGGCGGCUCGCUCCAAUACCCCCUCUACAUCCCAUACGAGAUCUACCUACAAACCGACUACAUAUACGGCUGGAAAGCACUCGAGCAGAACAACGGAUUUACGGCUGCGCAGGCAACGAUGAACAUCGUUGAGACGGCGUUAUAUUGUUGGUAUCUGUAUAUUGUGCUGGAUCGGAAAUAUGUGGGUGGGAAGGCGGGGACGUUGGCUGUUCUUGUUGGAUUCUCUGCCGCUCUUAUGACCUUGAGCAAGACGGUAUUAUAUGGAUUGAAUGAAGCGUUUUCGGGGUGGAGUAAUGUGGGACAUAAUGAGUGGGGUCAUUUGGUUUUGUAUUAUAUCAUUCCAAAUGGAUCUUGGCUUGUGGCUUCUGCGUUGAUGUCGAUGGCGUUUGGAAGUGAGAUAUUACAAGGGCUAUCUCUAGCUGGUGGGGAAGUUUUGUUGGAGUAG